Molecule: messenger RNA, 3962 nt
Organism: Amborella trichopoda
Lineage: Eukaryota; Viridiplantae; Streptophyta; Magnoliopsida; Amborellales; Amborellaceae
Gene: NADK2
Product: NAD kinase 2
Biological process (GO): NADP+ biosynthetic process; NAD+ metabolic process
Molecular function (GO): NAD+ kinase activity
Source: RefSeq, a predicted model, not a curated record
GAGCCGCACAGUAGCGAAGGGAAAGAGACGUGAAGCCUGUACCCCCCCAACUCUAUCCUUUCACGUUAACUUCCGACAAUCAAAUGGGACAUGCAUAUCCACAUUUCUGACUUCAAACACAAAAACCAAUUUCAUGGUUACAAAUUCCCCUGGCCCCCUGUCCAUACUUCAAACAUUAUCCAAACCCAUUAUCCUUUUCUCUUCCUCUCUCUUGAACCCUAAAGCCAUUCGCCAUCAUUGAAUUAAACACUCUUUCCCUUUCAAUUCAUGCCAUUAUUGUUUCUCUCUCUCUUCUUCUCCUUUUGCAAAAAUUUGCAGGCGCAUUCUAUACUCAUGAUAGAGACAUAAAUUUGCAGGGAGGUUCUACCCUGAUGAUAGACAAACACCAUCAAAGUUUUCUUCCCCCUGUGCAAAUUUUUACUGGGACAUUUUUCAUUGAUGAUAGGAAAGCGCAAUUGGUUUUUGCUGCCAUUUAAGUGCUGGUUCUCACCGGAAUUUGGAGAGGCUUGAGGCUUGACAAACCGAUUAACCCAAUGCUUUCGUGUCCGCUUUGUCCUUCUCCUUUCUCUUUCUCCCUAUUUCAGAGAAACCCCCGAAUUCUUUGCGGUGGCUGUCGACGGAUUACACGUGUAUUGAGUGUUGGAAGGAGAGAGAAAUGGGUUCGACCCAAUUCAGCUGUAGAAGUUGCGGGUUUAUUGGGCUUAGAAUCCUCGCAAUUGGUUCUUGACAAACUCGCUCAGUCUCAUGACUUAUCCCAACUGUUCUGGGUUGGUCCUAUUCCUGGGGAUCUUGCAGAAAUUGAGGCAUACUGUAGAAUAUUUAGAACUGCAGAACAGCUUCAUAUGGCAGUUAUGGAUAGUCUAUGCAAUCCAGAAACUGGAGAAUGUGUUGUUUCAUAUGAGUCUACCCCAGAGGAGUUAUCAAUCAAUGAAGAGAAAGUCGUUGCAGUACUAGGUUGCAUGAAUGCUCUGCUUAACAGAGGAAGGGAAGAGGUUCUAAGCGGGCGAUCAUCUGUCAGAAAUUCAUUUCAAACUGGAGAUUUGCAUGAUUGGGAUGGUUCUAAGGUUCCACCCCUCGCCAUAUUUAGGGAUGAGAUGAAAAAUUGUUGUAGAAAUUUCCAGAGUGCUCUUGAGCAUUAUUUGGCACCUUUUGACAAUCGAAGGACCAAUAUCUGGAGAAGGUUGCAGAGGCUUAAGAAUGUUUGUUAUGAUGCUGGCUUCCCACGUGCAGAUGGCGACCCAUGCCAAACCAUAUUCGCAAAUUGGGCUCCUGUGUAUUUAUCUACUGGAAGAGAAGAAGGAUCAUCAUCCAAAGAUGGUGAAAUUGCUUUCUGGCGAGGUGGACAGGUAACAGAUGAAGGUUUGGCAUGGCUUAUAGACAAGGGAUACAAGACAAUUGUAGACCUUCGAGCUGAAGAAAUCAAGGAUGAAUGUUAUGAAACUGCUAUUGAGCAUGCUGUUUCUACUGGGAAAAUUAAUCUGGUUAAGCUGCCUGUGCAAGUUGGGACUGCCCCAUCAAGAGAGCAGGUUGAGAUGCUUGCAUCAUUACUAUCAGAUAAUGAGAAACAACCACUUUAUCUCCAUAGCCAGGAAGGAGUUUGGAGAACUUCUGCAAUGGUAUCAAGAUGGAGGCAAUACACAGUCCGUUGUGUUUCACAGUUAAACUCAACUCAUGCAAAAAAUAUGUCUGAAAGGCCAUUUGCUGUUACUCAAAAAUGGGAGAAGGAUCAAAUAGGCGAACAAAACCUUUUUCCUACUCAGGAACAGAGUGCAAAACUUGAAAAUGGUUCAAAGACCAAAGACCAAGGUUGUCGAGGUGAUGUCUCUAUAAAUGAACACCUUGGAAAAGAGGGGGAUAAUGGCAUAUCUGAUGAUAAUGAAGGGUCUGUAAAUUCUGGAGAUCGUGAUGAAGUCAAAUUAGAUGCUGAUGUCUCUUGGGAUGUUGAUCCCUUCAAGACCCAGUUUCCUACUUGUAAUAUUUUCUCAAGGAAAGAAAUGUCUAAUUUCUUUCGAAGUAGGAAAAUCUCACCCGAGUCCUUUUUCCUUUCUCAUUGUCAUAGUAACAAGUAUGACAUUUUCACGAAUUUGAGCAAAACAUCUGCAUCAAUGGACUAUUGUAGAGACCUUCCCACACAUGUUAUUAACUUGAAUACUGAGGAGCCUGGAGUGUCAGGUAGGGAGAAUGGUAUUUCAGAUGAUAAUUUGAAGUCUCCUGGUGUGAUUACCAGCACAGAAAGAAGGCAUGCUGGUGAACAUAAUUCUAGACCUCUUGGUUUGUCAGUGAAUGGCUCCACUCAAGAGGGAAAUCAUGUAAACAAUGGGUCGUUGUUCUCCAUCUCUAGGUCAGCAAAGACAAUGCAUCCUAAACCAGGAGAACAGAUUCAGCAGAAUAAGAAUAAUGCUGUUCAAUCUGUUCAUUCAAUUGAUGAAGAUACAGCUGUUGUCAAGGGGAAUAUGUGUGCUUCUGCUACUGGCGUUGUAAGAGUGCAAUCGAGGAAGAAGGCUGAGAUGUAUUUGGUACGCACUGAUGGAUUUUCUUGUACUCGGGAAAAGGUGACAGAGUCGUCUUUGGCUUUCACCCAUCCAAGCACCCAGCAGCAAAUGUUAAUGUGGAAAUCUUCCCCGAAAACAGUUCUGCUUUUAAAGAAGUUAGGUCAAGAACUUAUGGAAGAGGCAAAGGAGGUGGCCUCAUUCUUGUAUUACCAAGAGAAAAUGAAUGUUCUUGUGGAACCUGACGUGCAUGAUAUUUUUGCAAGAAUCCCUGGUUUUGGAUUUGUGCAAACAUUCUAUAAUCAGGAUACAAGUGAUCUUCAUGAGAGAGUUGAUUUUGUUGCAUGUUUAGGAGGUGAUGGGGUUAUUCUACAUGCAUCAAAUUUAUUUAGGGGAGCAGUUCCUCCUGUGGUCUCAUUUAAUCUUGGUUCUCUUGGAUUUCUCACUUCCCAUACGUUUGAAGAUUUCAGACAGGAUUUAAGGGCUGUUAUCCAUGGGAAUAAUUCUCUUGAUGGUGUUUAUAUAACUCUCAGAAUGCGCCUACACUGUGAAAUCUACAAAAAUGGCAAAGCUAUACCGGGCAAAGUAUUCGAUGUUUUGAAUGAGGUCGUUGUAGAUCGUGGUUCUAAUCCAUACCUUUCCAAAAUUGAAUGCUAUGAACAUAAUCGACUCAUAACCAAAGUUCAAGGUGAUGGAGUCAUAGUGGCCACACCUACUGGAAGUACGGCAUAUUCCACUGCUGCUGGAGGUUCCAUGGUGCAUCCAAAUGUUCCUUGUAUGCUAUUCACUCCUAUCUGCCCACACUCACUGUCAUUUCGACCAGUGAUACUUCCGGAUUCUGCUCGACUAGAAUUGAAGAUCCCUGAUGAUACAAGAAGCAAUGCAUGGGUUUCCUUUGAUGGAAAAAGGAGGCAGCAGUUGUCAAGGGGUGACUCCAUUCAAAUCCAAAUGAGCGAACAUCCUCUCCCCACCGUCAACAAAUUCGAUCAAACAGGGGACUGGUUCCUAAGCUUAAUCCGAUGCCUUAAUUGGAAUGAGCGCCUUGAUCAGAAGGCCUUGUAAGCUUUGCAAUAAGACUAGGCCCACCUUAGGUACUGUAUAUAUAGUCUUGUACACUGUCAUUUUUAAAGUGGAUGAGCUAGAUGGAUGGCCAGAUACUUCUGAUGGGCAGUCGGCCUUUAAAUCUGUAUCAUCCAUCAUACGAUAAAAUACUCCAAUGAAGAAAGAGAAAAAUGAGAAGCAGGAAGGCAACGGUCCUAGUGUAAAGGAAGAAACAGAAAGAAAGGCAGGAAUACUAGGGGAUCAUUCCAGGAUGCAUCAGAAUAUAGUUAAUAUUGUACACAUUUAUUUGUUAUAAUAGAUAUUCAUUUGAGCAGCGUCGUGCUGAAUGCUGAAAUAAGAUUUUGAGGCUAUUUACAUGUGAGACCUUGAGUCGUCCAUUUCCUUUAAUUAGAAAAACGUGGCAUUUGAACA